UCCAAAAUAAAAUGAUCAAUUUGGAAAAGACCGCGGGGGUCGACACAUCUCGUCGCGACAUUUCAGCGAAACUAUCAGCAGAAAACGAGCAUGGACCGCCGGCGAAGGCUGCUCUGUGCUGCUGCCUGUGUAGCAGCAUUGCUUUUAGACGACACACCGGAAAAAAGAAAGUCAAAACGUCGUCGUGUUUGGAAGAAAAACUGGUCGACGUGCAGCGGUCUGCCUACAGAGCUAACGGCUGAUGACAGCCGGAAUGACUUUUUAAAGUAUGUAAAGAUGACCCCUGAAGAAUUUGACAUUUUGCUGAGGAGAGUUGGUCCGCUACUCACCAGACAGGACACCAAACUACGAAAAGCUAUUCCAGCAAAAGACAGGCUGUCUCUGACCCUGAGGUUUCUGGCUACAGGAGAGUCCUUUAAAUCCCUCAGCUGUAUGUACAGGAUUGGAGGCAGCACUGUGUCAAAAAUCAUUUUAGAGACGUCUACUGUCAUACACCAGCUGCUUCAAGAAGACUUCCUCCAGAUGCCAAAAUCUGAGGCUGAAUGGCGGACUGUUGCUGAGGGCUUCCUGCAGAAGUGGCAGUUCCCACACUGCGUCGGAGCGCUGGAUGCCAAACGCAUCUCCAUUCAGGACUCGGGUCAGAGCGGCAGCACCUUCCGCAACAACAAAGAGUGCUCGGUGCUGCUGGCGGCCGCCGUCGAUGCCGAUUCUAAGUUCCUGUACGUCAGUGUGGGAGCACAGGGUGAGUACUCAGACAGUUUCCUCUUUGAAGACUCAGACUUCAGAAGAGAUCUGGAUCAGGGUUUGUUCCACCUGCCGCCUGCGGAGCCUCUGCCGAACUCAAACCUCACGUUUCCGUAUGUGUUUGUCGGGGAUGGUGUGUAUCCUCUCCGCUCUGACCUCAUGACGCCAUUCUCUGGCGAGGACGUGGACCCCGGUCAGAGGUUCUUCAACCACCAGCUGUCGAGAGCACGGCAACCUGCCGACAAUGCCUUCAGCAUCCUUGCACACAGGUGGAGGAUUUUCCACACCAGCAUCCACCUGCGCCCAGACAAAGUGGCAAAGGUCACACUGGCCAUCGUGUGUCUCCAUAACUUCCUGUGCGGGCGGCGCUCAAAGGCCUACCUGCCUGUCGGACCGUCAGACGGCGAGGACCGGGCGCUGGUGGAGGGGACGUGGAGAAGUGAAGGACUGGGUGUGAUGAGACCGGUCCAGAGAGAGCAGGAGACCAGCUGCAGCCCUGAGGGAGAGGAGCUACAAAACAUCAUGAAGGACUAUCUCUCACGUCCAACGCACAAGGUGAGAGAGGAUGGCAGCAUCUGAAGUCAAAUCAGUUUUAUUUAGACUGCCCGAUCACAAAUGUGCCUCAAAGUGUUUUAGUCUUGUUUCAGAUGAGAAAAAAACUCUCCACAAACAACCCAUCAGGUGUCGAAAUACAUCCAGUCAUGUGUGAUAUUGUAUUAUCUUUGUCUCCAUUUGUUAAACGUCAUAAUAAAAAAACAAACCAUAA
This is a messenger RNA of Lates calcarifer (barramundi perch), 1510 nucleotides long. RefSeq lists its product as uncharacterized. NCBI's taxonomy places the organism in Eukaryota, Metazoa, Chordata, Actinopteri, Centropomidae. Bases 91 to 1323 code for a protein of 410 amino acids. The transcript is spliced from 4 exons. The record is from RefSeq and is a predicted model, not a curated record.